Molecule: messenger RNA, 1684 nt
Organism: Tachyglossus aculeatus (Australian echidna)
Lineage: Eukaryota; Metazoa; Chordata; Mammalia; Monotremata; Tachyglossidae
Gene: POLR2C
Product: RNA polymerase II subunit C
Exons: 9
Coding region: 25-852 (275 amino acids)
Biological process (GO): DNA-templated transcription
Cellular component (GO): RNA polymerase II, core complex
Molecular function (GO): DNA-directed RNA polymerase activity; protein dimerization activity; DNA binding
Source: RefSeq, a predicted model, not a curated record
CGGGCCGAGGACCAGGCCAUCAGCAUGCCGUACGCCAACCAGCCCACCGUGCGCAUCACCGAGCUCACCGACGAGAACGUCAAGUUCAUCAUCGAGAACACCGACUUGGCAGUGGCCAAUUCCAUCCGGAGAGUCUUCAUCGCCGAGGUGCCCAUCAUAGCUAUUGACUGGGUCCAGAUAGACGCCAACUCCUCAGUGCUUCAUGAUGAAUUCAUUGCCCAUAGGCUUGGGCUGAUCCCUCUCACCAGUGAUGACAUCGUGGACAAGCUGCAAUACUCCAGGGACUGCACCUGUGAAGAGUUCUGCCCCGAGUGCUCCGUGGAAUUCACGCUCGACGUCCGCUGCAACGAAGACCAGACUCGCCACGUGACGUCUCGGGAUCUCAUCUCCAACAGCCCCCGGGUCAUUCCGGUGACCUCUCGGAGCAGAGACAACGAUCCCAAUGAUUACGUAGAACAGGAUGACAUCCUCAUCGUCAAGCUGCGCAAGGGGCAGGAGCUGAGACUGCGGGCCUACGCCAAGAAGGGCUUUGGAAAGGAGCAUACUAAGUGGAACCCCACUGCAGGGGUGGCCUUCGAGUACGACCCAGAUAACGCUCUGAGGCAUACGGUCUACCCCAAGCCGGAGGAAUGGCCAAAGAGCGAGUACUCUGAGAUUGACGAAGAUGAAGCCCAGGCUCCCUACGACCCCAACGGCAAGCCGGAAAGGUUCUACUACAACGUGGAGUCCUGCGGCUCGCUGCGGCCCGAGACCAUCGUCCUCUCGGCUCUGUCUGGUUUAAAGAAGAAACUAAGUGAUCUCCAGACCCAGCUGAGCCACGAGAUCCAGAGUGAUGUCCUAACCAUAAACUAGACUCAGCCCCUUCCAACUGGGUGCUGGCCCACUCCACAUCCCCAGAUCCCCAUCUUCGUGUGGUCCCUAAGGAGGAACUGGACCGCCCACUUCCCCUCCUCCUAAGUUUCACUAGUACCCUAACCCCUAGUGAAGAUGGGCCAGGUCUAAGUCCCAACUCUUUUAUAAUCCUGCACAAACAGCUGCAGACCUCUCUAUGUGGCUGGGGCAUUAUGUGGCCUGAGUGAGUAAUCCUUUUAAGGGCUGGAAUCCAGGAAUUCUACGUUUAACCCUGAGGAUGUGCUGAUGUGCUUUUGUGAAGGUGCCUGACUAGCUAAGACAUUUUGAAUCAUUUCCCUCACAGUGAGCUAUCGUCAGUGGGUGGAGGGAUCCGUGGCCGAGAUCACCGGUCAGUUUAAGCCUCGUCUUGCCAGGGGACUAUUGGCUGAACCACGGCUUUUCCUCAGACGCCCUUUAUCCUGACCGCCGUGUGAGCUAGGGUUACCGAUCUCAGGCUAAGACCCCAGGCCCUCACUCCCACCCUCCUCCUAACGAGAUGAGGACCACGUUUGGAAAGAAAUUUAGGCUUCUGAUAAAACAUUCUGCCCCUCUGGCACAGGGACUUUUUUCCUAAUUUUUGGAAAAGGAAUAAUGUUGUCUCACAGAGGAAGGAAACUGCUUCCUUAAUGAAGAUGGUGGACCGUGGCUGCACUAGGUCCCAUCACACAGUCCAAGCUGGAAGAUGAAGAAAAUCAACACCAGGAGAGUACAGGUCCUUUAUUGAGUGAGCAGGUUUGUGGGGGAGGAGUUUAUCUUUUUUUUUUUAUUUAAUAAAAAUCGUUUUGGCAAUAAA